This is a messenger RNA of Schistocerca piceifrons (Central American locust), 4665 nucleotides long. RefSeq lists its product as uncharacterized. Bases 1 to 4665 code for a protein of 1554 amino acids. The record is from RefSeq and is a predicted model, not a curated record. The transcript has 7 exons. Lineage: Eukaryota; Metazoa; Arthropoda; Insecta; Orthoptera; Acrididae.
AUGUUGGAUAUAGAUGAUGAGCCACCACGAGACUCAGUAGGAACUAUUAGAGAAUGGGCUGAUGAGCGCUCUAAUGGGAUGUUGGAUAUAGAUGAUGAGCCACCGGCAGACUCAGUUGGAAUUUUGGAUAUAGAUGAUGAGCCACCACCAGACUCAGUAGAAACUAUUAGAGAAUGGGCUGAUGAGCGCUCUAAUAAGAAGUUGGAUAUAGAUGAUGAACCACCAGCAGACUCAGUAGAAACUAUUAGACAAUGGACUGAUGAGCGCUCUAAUGAGAUGUUGGAUAUCGACAAUGAGCCACCGGCAGACUCAUUGGUUAUAGAUGAUGAUCCACCAGCAGACUCAGUAGAAACUAUUAGAGAAUGGGCCGAUGAGCGCUCUAAUGAGAAGUUGGAUAUAGAUGAUGAGCCACCAGCAGACUCAGUAGAAACUAUUAGAGAAUGGGCUGAUGAGCGCUCUAAUGCGAAGUUGGAUAUAGAUGAUGAGCCACCGGCAGACUCAUUGGAUAUAGAUGAUGAGCCACCACCAGACUCAGUAGAAACUAUUAGACGUUGGGCUGAUGAGCGCUCUAAUGAGAAGUUGGAUAUAUAUGAUGAGCCACCACCAGACUCAGGAGAAUCUAUUAGAGAAUUUGCUGAUGAGCGUUCUAAUGAGAAGUUGGAUAUAGAUGAUGAGCCACCACCAGACUCAGUAGAAUCUAUUAGAGAAUUGGCUGAUGAGCGCUCUAAUGGGAAGUUAGAUAUAGAUGAUGAGCCACCACCAGACUCAGUAGAAACUAUUAGAGAAUGGGCUGAUGAGCGCUCUAAUGGGAAGUUGGAUAUAGAUGAUGAGCCACCGGCAGACUCAGUAGAAACUAUUAGAGAAUGGGCUGAUGAGCGCUCUAAUGGGAAGUUGGAUAUAGAUGAUGAGCUACCGGCAGACUCAGUAGAAACUAUUAGAGAAUGGGCUGAUGAGCGCUCUAAUGAGAUGUUGGAUAUAGAUGAUGAGCCACCACCAGACACAGUAGAAACUAUUAGAGAAUGGGCUGAUGAGCGCUCUAAUCAGAAGUUGGAUAUAGAUGAUGAACCACCAGCAGACUCAGUAGAAACUAUUAGAGAAUGGGCUGAUGAGCGCUCUAAUGAGAAGUUGGAUAUAGAUAAUGAGCCACCGGCAGACUCAGCAGAAACUAUUAGAGAAUGGGCUGAUGAGCACUCUAAUGUGAAGUUGGAUAUAGACGAUGAGCCACCGGCAGACUCAGUAGAAACUAUUAGAGAAUGGGCUGAUGGGCGCUCUAAUGGGAAGUUGGAUAUAGAUGAUGAGACACCGGCAGACUCAGUGGAAACUAUUAGAGAAUGGGCUGAUGAGGGCUCUAAUGGGAAGUUGGAUAUAGAUGAUGAGCUACCGGCAGACUCAGUAGAAACUAUUAGAGAAUGGGCUGGUGAGCGUUCUAAUGAGAUGUUGGAUAUAGAUGAUGAGCCACCACCAGACACAGUAGAAACUAUUAGAGAAUGGGCUGAUGAGCGCUCUAAUGAGAAGUUGGAUAUAGAUGAUGAACCACCAGCAGACUCAGUAGAAACUAUUAGAGAAUGGGCUGAUGAGCGCUCUAAUGAGAAGUUGGAUAUAGAUAAUGAGCCACCGGCAGACUCAGCAGAAACUAUUAGAGAAUGGGCUGAUGAGCACUCUAAUGAGAAGUUGGAUAUAGAUGAUGAGCCACCGGCAGACUCAGUAGAAACUAUUAGAGAAUGGGCUGAUGGGCGCUCUAAUGGGAAGUUGGAUAUAGAUGAUGAGCCACCGGCAGACUCAGUAGAAACUAUUAGAGAAUGGGCUGAUGAGCGCUCUAGUGAGAAGUUAGUUAUAGAUGAUGAGCCACCAGCAGACUCAGUAGAAACUAUUAGAGAAUGGGCCGAUGAGCGCUCUAAUGAGAAGUUGGAUAUAGAUGAUGAGCCACCAGCAGACUCAGUAGAAACUAUUAGAGAAUGGGCAGAUGAGCGCUCUAAUGCGAAGUUGGAUAUAGAUGAUGAGCCACCUGCAGACUCAUUGGAUAUACAUGAUGAGCCACCACCAGACUCAGUAGAAACUAUUAGAGAAUUGGCUGAUGAGCGCUCUAAUGGGAAGUUAGAUAUAGAUGAUGAGCCACCACCAGACUCAGUAGAAACUAUUAGAGAAUGGGCUGAUGAGCGCUCUAAUGGGAAGUUGGAUAUAGAUGAUGAGCCACCGGCAGACUCAGUAGAAACUAUUAGAGAAUGGGCUGAUGAGCGCUCUAAUGGGAAGUUGGAUAUAGAUGAUGAGCUACCGGCAGACUCAGUAGAAACUAAUAGAGAAUGGGCUGAUGAGCGCUCUAAUGAGAUGUUGGAUAUAGAUGAUGAGCCACCACCAGACACAGUAGAAACUAUUAGAGAAUGGGCUGAUGAGCGCUCUAAUGAGAAGUUGGAUAUAGAUGAUGAACCACCAGCAGACUCAUUGGAUAUAGAUAAUGAGCCACCGGCAGACUCAGCAGAAACUAUUAGAGAAUGGGCUGAUGAGCACUCUAAUGUGAAGUUGGAUAUAGAUGAUGAGCCACCGGCAGACUCAGUAGAAACUAUUAGAGAAUGGGCUGAUGGGCGCUCUAAUGGGAAGUUGGAUAUAGAUGAUGAGACACCGGCAGACUCAGUGGAAACUAUUAGAAAAUGGGCUGAUGAGCGCUCUAAUGGGAAGUUGGAUAUAGUUGAUGAGCUACCGGCAGACUCAGUAGAAACUAUUAGAGAAUGGGCUGAUGAGCGUUCUAAUGAGAUGUUGGAUAUAGAUGAUGAGCCACCACCAGACACAGUAGAAACUAUUAGAGAAUGGGCUGAUGAGCGCUCUAAUGGGAAGUUAGAUAUAGAUGAUGAGCCACCACCAGACUCAGUAGAAACUCUUAGAGAAUGGGCUGAUGAGCGCUCUAAUGGGAAGUUGGACAUAGAUGAUGAGCCACCACCAGACUCAGUAGAAACUAUUAGAGAAUGGGCUGAUGAGCGCUCUAAUGAGAAGUUGGAUAUAGAUGAUGAGCCACCACCAGACACAGUAGAAACUAUUAGAGAAUGGGCUGAUGAGCGCUCCAAUGAGAAGUUGGAUAUAGAUGAUGAACCACCAGCAGACUCAGUAGAAACAAUUAGAGAAUGGGCUGAUGAGCGCUCUAAUGUGAAGUUGGAUAUAGAUAAUGAGCCACCGGCAGACUCAGCAGAAACUAUUAGAGAAUGGGCUGAUGAGCACUCUAAUGUGAAGUUGGAUAUAGAUGAUGAGCCACCGGCAGACUCAGUAGAAACUAUUAGAGAAUGGGCUGAUGGGCGCUCUAAUGGGAAGUUGGAUAUAGAUGAUGAGACACCGGCAGACUCAGUGGAAACUAUUAGAGAAUGGGCUGAUGAGCGCUCUAAUGGGAAGUUGGAUAUAGAUGAUGAGCUACUGGCAGACUCAGUAGAAACUAUUAGAGAAUGGGCUGGUGAGCGUUCUAAUGAGAUGUUGGAUAUAGAUGAUGAGCCACCACCAGACACAGUAGAAACUAUUAGAGAAUGGGCUGAUGAGCGCUCUAAUGAGAAGUUGGAUAUAGAUGAUGAACCACCAGCAGACUCAGUAGAAACUAUUAGAGAAUGGGCUGAUGAGCGCUCUAAUGAGAAGUUGGAUAUAGAUAAUGAGCCACCGGCAGACUCAGCAGAAACUAUUAGAGAAUGGGCUGAUGAGCACUCUAAUGAGAAGUUGGAUAUAGAUGAUGAGCCUCCGGCAGACUCAGUAGAAACUAUUAGAGAAUGGGCUGAUGGGCGCUCUAAUGGGAAGUUGGAUAUAGAUGAUGAGCCACCGGCAGACUCAGUAGAAACUAUUAGAGAAUGGGCUGAUGAGCGCUCUAGUGAGAAGUUAGUUAUAGAUGAUGAGCCACCAGCAGACUCAGUAGAAACUAUUAGAGAAUGGGCCGAUGAGCGCUCUAAUGAGAAGUUGGAUAUAGAUGAUGAGCCACCAGCAGACUCAGUAGAAACUAUUAGAGAAUGGGCUGAUGAGCGCUCUAAUGCGAAGUUGGAUAUAGAUGAUGAGCCACCUGCAGACUCAUUGGAUAUACAUGAUGAGCCACCACCAGACUCAGUAGAAACUAUUAGAGAAUUGGCUGAUGAGCGCUCUAAUGGGAAGUUAGAUAUAGAUGAUGAGCCACCACCAGACUCAGUAGAAACUAUUAGAGAAUGGGCUGAUGAGCGCUCUAAUGGGAAGUUGGAUAUAGAUGAUGAGCCACCGGCAGACUCAGUAGAAACUAUUAGAGAAUAUGCUGAUGAGCGCUCUAAUGGGAAGUUGGAUAUAGAUGAUGAGCUACCGGCAGACUCAGUAGAAACUAUUAGAGAAUGGGCUGAUGAGCGCUCUAAUGAGAUGUUGGAUAUAGAUGAUGAGCCACCACCAGACACAGUAGAAACUAUUAGAGAAUGGGCUGAUGAGCGCUCUAAUGAGAAGUUGGAUAUAGAUGAUGAACCACCAGCAGACUCAGUAGAAACUAUUAGAGAAUGGGCUGAUGAGCGCUCUAAUGAGAAGUUGGAUAUAGAUAAUGAGCCACCGGCAGACUCAGCAGAAACUAUUAGAGAAUGGGCUGAUGAGCACUCUAAUGUGAAGUUGGAUAUAGAUGAUGAGCCACCGGCAGACUCAGUAGAAACUAUUAGAAAUGGGCUGAUGGGCGCUCUAAUGGGAAGUUGGAUAUAG